Plasmodium reichenowi is the source of this 564-nucleotide messenger RNA. RefSeq lists its product as hypothetical. The transcript is spliced from 3 exons. Gene Ontology annotation, molecular function: thiol oxidase activity. Bases 1 to 564 code for a protein of 187 amino acids. Lineage: Eukaryota; Apicomplexa; Aconoidasida; Haemosporida; Plasmodiidae. The record is from RefSeq and is a predicted model, not a curated record.
AUGGGUAACAUAAUACCCUUUAAAACUUUUGAAGAAAAGGAUACAAAAACAAAAGAUUUAAUUGAUGAUCAAAAGUAUCUAAAUAUUGAUAAUCCAAAAGAUGUAGUUAGCACAAUGAAACAGCAUAUAUCGAUUAAAAACAAUAGUAGUAAGGAGCAAAAUGAAAAUAAUAUAAAACAUGAAUUAGAAAAAAUAAAAAAUGAAAACUUUUAUUUAUUUGAUGAUAGUUUAGACUCAAAUAAUAUGAAACAUCCUUGUCAUGCUCAGUGGUUUUUGUUCUGGGUUUUUGCAUCAUAUUUGAAUGAAAAGUUUUCAGACACUGAGAAGGAAAAUGUUCAUGCCUUUUAUUCCAACUUUCCCGAACAAUGCAUAAGAGGAAAAGGUAAAAACUGUUUUUCAGAUUUCUUAAAAAUAUAUCCAAUUAGGGCGGGGACGAGAGAAGAAUUAAUGAUGUGGUUACAAAUGUGUGAAAAUUAUUGUAGGAAAAAAGCAGACUUACCUGUAAAAGUUUUUAAUUAUGGAAAGUUAUUAAAAAGAUGGAGAUAUGAUGAUGAUUAUAUUUAA